AUGGCAAAUUCUCUCCAUCGUCUAAAUUCAUUAUCAAGUCAUGAUAAUUUUAAAUUAUCUUGUGAUAUUAUACAUUCAAAAUUGGUUUCUCCAGAAAAAUCUUUCAUUGAUUCAAUUCUUUCUUACAAUAAUUUUGAGCAACCAGAAAUUAUUUUACCGAAUGGACAACAAUUUUGUUGGUAUUUUGCUAUUGGUAGUAUGACAAAUCCAAUAUCUUUAUAUCUUCGUGGUAUCACAUCGAUCACAUCGUAUCCAGCAAAAUGUUUAGAUUAUAAAAUUGUCUUUCGAGGCCAUGCUGGAAUAGCUGAUAUAGAAAUAUGUCCUGGUGCAGAAUUUGAUGGAGUUGUUCAUCUAGUUCCUAGUGAACAAAUGACGCAUUUAGAUCAAAUUGAAUGUUUUUAUCAUCGAAUUAUGAUUAAAUGUAUUGACUAUCAAGAUCAAUCUCAUAUUGCUUAUGCCUAUCAAAUAAAAGUCAAUAAUCAACCGAUUAGUCUUCCACGUGAACGUUAUUUGGAUGUUAUAAUAAAAGGUUGUGAAUAUUAUAAAGUAAGACCAGAAUAUAUAAAUCGAUUAAUAAAUGAACAAUCAGUUAUACCUCGAAAAAAACCAGAAAACUUUCAAUUAUUUACCGAUUUUCCAUCUGAUGUUUAUUAUUCUAUAGAAGCUCUACAAAAACAUGAUGGUCGUGAUCCUUCGCUUCCAUUAUGGAUUUGUAUAAAUGGAAAAAUCUUAGAAUAUACUGGAUUACCACCUAAUGAUCAUCCUGAUUAUGAUUUUCAACGAAGUUAUUAUACUUUCUUAGAAUCAAAACUUGGUGGACGAGAAGUAACUAAUAUAAUUGCUAAAACAUUAUAUGAACCAUUAUAUAAAUUACCAUUGAACGAUGAAGAUAUAUGUGAAGAACAUCGUGCACAAAUCGAAGAUUAUUAUUACAAUACUUUAUCGAGUUCAGAACAUCAGACCUAUUGGAAAUCAAUCGGACGUUUGCAUCCGCUAAACAAACUAUCAUAG
Molecule: messenger RNA, 1011 nt
Organism: Adineta steineri
Lineage: Eukaryota; Metazoa; Rotifera; Eurotatoria; Adinetida; Adinetidae
Source: the annotation of a GenBank genome assembly